Messenger RNA from Exaiptasia diaphana, 1149 nucleotides. Its product is annotated as 26S proteasome non-ATPase regulatory subunit 7. Gene Ontology annotation, molecular function: protein binding; metallopeptidase activity. Gene Ontology annotation, cellular component: proteasome complex; proteasome regulatory particle. Bases 76 to 1068 code for a protein of 330 amino acids. Gene Ontology annotation, biological process: proteasome-mediated ubiquitin-dependent protein catabolic process. The record is from RefSeq and is a predicted model, not a curated record. Lineage: Eukaryota; Metazoa; Cnidaria; Anthozoa; Actiniaria; Aiptasiidae. The transcript has 6 exons.
UGUAAAAUUUGUYAAGUCAUCCGCCAUAUUGUAAAAGAGAAAAAAAAGUUGAUUUCAAAGAGCAAACACACAGAUAUGCCAGGUCCAGAAGAACCAAUAACUACAGUUGUUGUUCACCCUAUAGUUCUGUUAAGUGUAGUAGAUCAUUUCAAUAGAAUUGGAAAGGUUGGUAGCCAAAAACGUGUUGUUGGUGUCCUACUUGGUUCAAGGAGAAAGGGAGUUCUAGAUGUAUCAAACAGUUUUGCUGUUCCAUUUGAUGAAGACGAUAAAGAUAAAAAUGUUUGGUUUUUAGACCAUGAUUACCUUGAAAAUAUGUAUGCAAUGUUUAAAAAAGUCAACGCUCGUGAAAGAAUAGUUGGAUGGUACCACACAGGACCAAAACUAAACAGCAAUGAUAUUGAAAUUAAUGAACUUGUGAAAAGAUAUUGUUCAAAUUCUGUUUUAGUGAUUAUUGAUGCUAAACCUAAGGAUCUUGGUCUUCCUACCGAUGCAUAUGUUGCUGUUGAAGAGGUUCACGAUGAUGGCAGUCCCACGACAAAGACAUUUGAACACAUUCCAAGUGAGAUAGGAGCAGAAGAAGCAGAAGAAGUUGGAGUGGAACAUCUUCUUAGGGAUAUCAAAAACCUUACAGCAGGAACUCUUUCCCAGCGCAUUUCAAACCAGUUAAACUCUCUGAAAGGUCUGCAGGCUCGUCUGUGUGAUAUUAGAGACUAUCUUGAUCAGGUUGCUACMGGCAAACUACCCAUAAAUCACACUAUUGUGUACCAAUUACAAGAUGUGUUCAAUCUUGUUCCUAAUUURAAUGUUGAAGAGUUCUUUAAAUCAGCUACAGUUGCUACUAAUGAUCAAAUGAUGGUUGUAUACGUUGCAUCACUGAUGCGUGCUAUUAUAGCUUUACACAACUUAAUCAACAACAAAGUUACUAACAGAGAUGCKGAGAAGGACGAAGCAGGGAAAAAAGAUGACAAGAGUAAAGAGAAAGAAAAGAAAGAAGAGAAAGAGAAGGACACCAAAGAGAAGGAAGUGAACGAACAGAAACCAAAAGACAAGGACAGUAGCAAAAAAUAGAGCAAAACCUGUGCUCUAAUAAUAUUAUUGUAAAAGUGUAAAAAACAUCGAAAGUUUGAUUAAAGAAGGAGUAUCAGUUGU